AUGGCUACCGAUAUGGACCACACAGCCUCCCUCGACGAGAUCCUCCAAGCUUUCGUGGACAAUACCAUCACCCUCGACCAACCUCGCAAGAGAGAGCUCAAGAACCAGAGCGAUAAUGUCGAUGGCUGUGCCAAUGCUUGUCUCGAUGUCCAGAUCAUGCUCCUUGAUCACAUCGGAAACUCACCAUGGACCAGCCUGCCCGAGAGUGUCCAGAACGUCUUGAGCAUCAAGUUUCCCGGAUCAGAGUACUUGGUUCUGAAAGUCCAAUUCGGAGUCGAGGAUCUCAAAGCACUCCCUGUUGCAACUCCGGCCAGACCUCAAGCUGCGUCUGCUUACGUGACGCCACUAAGCCUGGAACUUCCCCCAACCGGCCAGCAUGCACAGUCUCCUGGUACUGCAGAUAGGGGCUCUGUCAAGCGAAAGUCUGCACCUCUUCUUUCGGAAGCCCUUGGUUCUCUUCCAGACCUCUUCAAGAAACCACGCCUCAGUAGCCCGGAAGAUGACUUUGUCCCCAGCGACGACGAAGCGCCAGUAGAUCUCGUUGACGACGAUGACGCUGCUGCUGCUACCGCUGAGUGUCUUACACCGGUAGUGGAUGAUGAAGGCUUUAUCCGCAUCGGCCCGCAACCCAUGAAGUCUCAAUUAUGGGUUCAAUCAGCUCCGGAGGAAAGGUCAAAUCGCAUCAUCAAAGAAGCUGUUGCUCACAAUCACAGGCGCACAGACUCUUGCUUUCCCAACUCGAAUGCAGACCGUCUAGAGCUCGCCGCUACCAAGCUGGCUAGAGAACUUUCGGGCCUUAUGAUCGAGUCCAAGACUGGUUGGGUUAAGCUACUCUGUGACUACACAGGCCUACCAAUGUCAUGGGCUCCUGGACCACGAUCUCCCUCCUUAGAGUCUAUAUACCCAAUGGUCAAAUUUGAGGGUCAUAUUGAGUAUCACGCCCCCCCAAAUGGGUGUCUCAUUAUGUCUUUCAUAAACUGGACAAAGAGACAACACCCCUCGAUUGCUCUCUCAUUGGUUUCUGUCUGGCUCAACGCAUACCAAGAGCCCAACUUCAACUCUCAGCGACGACAAUGUGCUUGGGCCUUCAAUGCACUCUCAAACAUGAUGAUUAUGACUCGGGCUUUUCAAGCUAUGGAUACACACGAGAAUCAUAUCAAGCGCUGGGACAGCAGAGGAGUUGAUGAACAACGUGCUAUCCUUGAGAUGCAACGAACAGGCACAAGAGUACCUGAGGCCGAGCGCUUCCUUGAAGCGGCCAGUGUCGAUUUCUUAUGGGCCCCAGCAGACAUGCUUUACCCUGCCAGACUCAACUUCCACGGAUCCUCUAUCUACAGGAACCUCAAACGCAUCGCCGAAUCAAAGGGCAUCACAACCUUUGAGUUUGAGUACUACUGUACCGUACUCUCUCCCGGCCGAAUCAGGCAGAGAGUCUUCUAUCCGUUCCAUAUCCUCUCAAGGCCCCAAGCUGAGAGCAUCGGGUGGGAUUGGAAUAUGCUGUUCAAGCUCUGUCGGGAGAUGCUACACACGAUGCGAACUGCAUGUAACAAGCACGCAGAGAAAGCAGAUCGCGGGGAGGCUCAUGUAGAUGAGGUCCAACUUAUCUACUGGAUGGGAACCUGGGUUUGCGACCAGAUCAAUCGUCUCAAAGCCGAAAAGUCCGACAGGGAAGAGAUCGCAUUCUCCAUGAUGCUUGACCGCUGGGGGCUGCCUAUUGUCCCUUGGAAGUCGCAUAUCCUUCGAGUCUCACUUUGCAAGAAACAAGACCAUGGAAUUGCAAUGAUCUUUGGCAUUGAAGACACCCCUGACUUUGAUCCUGUACAGCAUAUUGAUCUCAGUUGUGCCACCGUUACUCUAGACACGAGUUUUACAAACAUGGCAAUGAAGAACUUCGAUACUGGCUCCUGGGAUAGUCUCCGAACAAUCCUUAUGCAGGUACCUCUGCAUCACCCAUUCUGGAAGGUUGAUCUAUCUCUUGGGGAUACCGUCUGGGCAGGAGAAUGGGACAGAUCGAUUCAGCCUCAGGCGCCCACACCUGAGUUCCAGGCCAACCUUUUGUCGAUCGAGGCAUGGGUUGAUGAGCAGCCCAGGGAUCCCUUCGCUUGUGCAUACUGUGGCCAGACAUUCAACAGUGCCGGUCGGUUGGUCGAGCAUUCCCGAAGAUGCUCUAGAGGCAUUGAGGAUGAACAAGAAGCACCAAACCUUGAGCAAGACAAUGCCGAUCAAGAAUACUGGGACAGCACACAUAAGUGUGAUAUUUGCAAUAAGUCAUUCACAACGGCUAGAUCUCUUACAAGGCAUAAGAGAACGCAUACAGGGGAUAAGCCUUAUAAGUGUGACAUUUGCGGUCGGUCAUUUACACGGGCUAAAGGUCUCAAGGAGCAUAUAAAAACGCAUACUGGACAGAAGCCUCAUACGUGUGACGUUUGCGGUCAGUCAUUUGCACGGCUUGAUCAUCUCAACGGCCACAAGAAAACGCAUACUGGAGAGAAGCCUCAUAAGUGUGAUAUUUGCAAUAAGUCAUUCACAACGGCUCAAUCUCUUAAAGUACACAAGAGAACGCACACAGGGGAGAAGCCCUAUAAGUGUGACAUUUGCGGGGGGCCCCAUAGGUCACAAACGCCGCACCACCCAAACCCCAAGGACUGGAUCUCUUAUCGGGAAGGAAUAGUUAUUCCUGGUGAAACAAGCACAGGUUCCGGUUCGCUCGUUGAAGUUGGUCUGGGGGAGCCUGUCGAGGUUGAGGCCAAGAUCCCAGUAAAGACACGGAUAACGCUCAAAUUUUCCGAGGAUGAGACCCAAUACCCUGAGCCUGUGCAUCCUGCUGUACCAAGAACUGAGGGCGGUUACUACUGGGGAUACAAUGUAAGAAGGGCCAGUUCCCUCUCCAAUGUUUUCACUGAGAGUCCCUACGAGAACGGUUACGAUGUCAGUAUUGGCACCUCCGAACGUGGUGUUCCGGCCUCUAGGGUUUUCCCGCCGUCUAAGAGAGUCAACUUCAACCAUCUUAUCAUUGUCUUUGGUGGCCCGCGAGGUUUGGAGUUUGCAGCAAUGAACGAUCAAGAACUCAGCAGUAUGGACAUACAGGGUCCCAGGACCAAGGAGUUGUUCGACCACUGGGUCAAUGUUUUGCCCGGUCAAGGAUGCCGGAAUAUCAGGACAGAUGAAGCUGUAUUUAUUGCAUUAGCAACAUUGAGAGGUAUUUGGAAUUCUAGUUAG
Molecule: messenger RNA, 3219 nt
Organism: Fusarium fujikuroi IMI 58289
Lineage: Eukaryota; Fungi; Ascomycota; Sordariomycetes; Hypocreales; Nectriaceae
Exons: 5
Coding region: 1-3219 (1072 amino acids)
Biological process (GO): regulation of transcription by RNA polymerase II
Molecular function (GO): DNA-binding transcription factor activity; RNA polymerase II cis-regulatory region sequence-specific DNA binding
Source: RefSeq, a predicted model, not a curated record